UUUUUUCCAGUGAGCGGCUCAUUCCUUGGACGAGCAGCAGUGUUAUUUCUGACAUCCUAGUGCGACGGUCGACUUUGAAUCUUUGAAGAGUCGAGUUUGUCAAAGCUCUUGAUAAAUUUCAAGAUUAAAACUACUUUAUACCAGGUUCACAAUAAUAUCCAGUGGUGAAUGAUGAUGGCUUUAUAAAAACAACCGUUGCAAUAUCCAGUUCUCGAUCUAGAGAAGAGAGACCUAUUUCGAAGGAGGAAUAUUGAUCGUUGCUAGGCAAGGAGGAGUUCAGAGAAAUGUUCGAGCUAUUCAGAGACAACCAGAGCGCUAUCGACGAAUUCCUGAGAAACAGAACACGAUGGUUACCCACGCGAAUUUCUUUGGCCAUCAUGGCCUGGUUCGGCUUCGUCAACCUGUAUAUGGUCAGGAUCAACUUGUCAGUUGCAAUCGUGGCGAUGGUUAGGAGGAACACCACCAGUGGCGUUGCUGUCGCAUGUGAAUCUUCCCUUGGGGAGAGCGUCUCUGUAUCCCUGCAUAAUGCAGAUAAUGAUACAUCGGAAUACGUGUUGUCACAAGGAACUUAUCAAUUAUCUACAGCCAUCCCAACUGCACUAGAUGAGGAUGGUGAAAUGCUUUGGGACGAAACGACUCAGGGUCUGGUCCUCGGAGCUUUCUUCUACGGCUAUUCCCUGACGCAGAUUGCAGGAGGUAGAAUGGCGGAGCUCUACGGAACGAAGAUUGUCUUCGGACUCUGCAUCCUGGCCGGUGGAAUUUGCGCGAUCUUGUCCCCCGUGAUGGCUAGGGCGCAUUAUGGUGCCCUGAUUGGGUUACGUGUCGUCCAGGGAAUGUUCCAGGGAGUCUCUUGGCCGUCCAUGCACGCCUGCAUAUCUCGAUGGAUUCCUCCGAUAGAGCGGCCGAGAUUUAUAGCCAUCGUCUACCUCGCAAGCACUUUGAGCGCUGCCAUGACACUUCCUCUGUGCGGGAUCAUCAUCGACAACCACGGCUGGGCCUCCCAAUUUUACGUGAUGGGGGCUCUCUCUCUCCUGUGGUGCUGCUUCUGGUUCGCUUUCAUGUACGAUUCGCCCGAUGAACAUCCAAGAAUAAGCGACGACGAACUCAAGUACAUACAAACAGCGCUCCGGGAGAGCGGGACCAACGGUAACCCGUCCAGGAGAAUUCCCUGGAAGAAGAUGUUCACGAAUCUACCCGUCUGGGCCAUCUUGUUCGCCUGCACGGGGAACGGAUGGGGCAUCUCCCUCCUCUUCGCCCAGCUGCCCACCUACAUGAAAAACGUUCUUGGGUUCUCCAUCCGGAGUAACGGGGCCUUAUCAGCAGUUCCCUUCUUCUGCCGUUACAUCGGGGGGAUUACCUGGAGCUCUCUGGCAGCUUGGUUGAUCACUCGGGAACAUAUUUCGCUCAGGACGUCCAGGAGGGUCUUCGGUGCAAUCUCCCUGUGGGGUCCAGCUGCCAUGAUUUUGGGAGUGUCCUUCGCGGGGUGUGAUGCCAAGCUUGCCAUCAUCCUGCUUUGUCUGGCACUGUUCCUAAAUGGUGCCACAACCACUAGCGGCCUCGUCAACCACACAGACAUUGCGCCGAAUUUUGCUGGAACUCUUCUAGGACUGGACAGCACUGUGGGAGGCAUUAUAUCCUUCGUCGUGCCAAUUGUGACAGGCGUAAUGACGGAAGGACAACAAUCUCUCGAGGCCUGGCAAAGAGUAUUUUGGAUCUGCGUCCCAAUAUACUUCAUCAGUGCCAUAUUCUUCUUGAUAUUCGUCUCGACCGACGUCCAGCCAUGGAAUGACUUGGGAAAUUCGGUUAAAUCCAAUUCCCCUGCGCCCAAGAAGGACGCUCCAUCCGGCCGGGGUGAUGUUCCCCUGGAAUCCAGGUAGAAAAAGUCACAGGAGAAACUCCCCCUACAUCUAAAGGCGAGUUUACACUAGGCUUCACCCCACGCUGCAUGCAUAAGACUCAUCACCAACUUCCUCCCAAAUUCUUGAUAGCCCCGCCUAUUGGACACCCAUCAAGAGUCACGCCACACCACCAACUCACCCUACUGAGCAGUUCAGUAGGUCGGGCUAACACCAUCAACUCCUCCCAAAUACUGGACUGCUCAUCAAGAGUCACACCACACCACCAAAUCACCCUACUGAACAGUCCAGUAGGCGGGGCUAACAAGACUUUGAGAGGAGUUGGUGAUGAGUCUUAUGCAUGCAGCCGGGGGUGAAGCCUAGUGUAGACUCACCUUAAGAAGGACACUUCAUCCGACCGCGGUGAUGUUUCGCAGGAAUCCAGGUAAAGGAUCACAGAAAAAGUCACAUUAAUCUUGCCUUGAUAGUAUAAAGGGUUUUAACCCGGUAUGUAUCCACCUUUGCAGAGGCGUGUUUAGUACACGCCUGUUGGGGCUGACUGUGACACCAUAAACAAAAGACUGUAAACAUCAUAAAUAUAAUAACCCCCACAAGAAGCAUUAGCCCUAAAUGACGACCGCUGAAAACCCUUGGGGUCACGAUCUAGGUAAGAUCCAAAAUAUUUUCUAUUUAAUUACUUUAUUUGCUUUCAUUGGCACCAUAAAUCAAUGUGACUUUUUUCAUUUGACUUUUUUCCUGUGACUUUUUUUCCGGUGACUUUUUUCCCGUGUGACUUUAUUACCUGCCCCCAUUUCCCUGGGGUAAGGGUCCUCUUGAAUCUGAACCGAAUUGUAUCUCUAUUUGUAUUGCCUCGUGAUACGAAUAUAAACGUAUUUUCGCUUACUCGGGAAGUAAGCCUACAAAUUACUUUCUUGUUGAUGUUGUUGGGGGCAGGGGGCCGGGGUUAGGAAAGCCUAAAGAAGUGUCUGUAAAAGGUAUUUCGUGUUGAGUUCAAUAUACAAGAAUUUUAGGAUAGGAUAUUUAUGAUUUGUUUAUUAGAAUGGAAAUGUAAAAAAAAAUAAAUGAUGUUUAUAUUAAAUAGUACAGAAAAUUUAAA
Macrobrachium nipponense is the source of this 2952-nucleotide messenger RNA. RefSeq names its product sialin-like. Gene Ontology annotation, cellular component: membrane. Gene Ontology annotation, molecular function: transmembrane transporter activity. Bases 285 to 1877 code for a protein of 530 amino acids. The record is from RefSeq and is a predicted model, not a curated record. Gene Ontology annotation, biological process: monoatomic anion transport; transmembrane transport. NCBI's taxonomy places the organism in Eukaryota, Metazoa, Arthropoda, Malacostraca, Decapoda, Palaemonidae. The transcript has 13 exons.